AAAAGGAGCUGCCAACUUCACCUGAGACACAACUAAACACAAUAUCGAUCUCUCGAUCUCUGAUUCAUGAUGGCAAAAAUUCUUCUGCUGAUGCUCUUUUCAGUCGUCAUGGCAGGUGCAGUCUCUAAUCAUGGGCCUGGUAUAAAACCUGACUGCACAAUCUUUUCCCCAAAAAUUUGCACAAGGGAAUAUGAGCCUGUGUGUGGCAGUGAUCAAGUCACAUAUGGCAAUAUAUGCAUGCUGUGUGGCGAAAUAAGGGAAACAGGAGUUGACAUAAGAAUCAUCAAAAUUGGUGAAUGCAAUAAGAAACCAAGAGGCUAACAUUCAAAUCCUAUAAUAAAUAAAUGAUCAUUGUAUGUUUGUUCUGGG
Messenger RNA from Misgurnus anguillicaudatus (oriental weatherfish), 369 nucleotides. The record is from RefSeq and is a predicted model, not a curated record. NCBI's taxonomy places the organism in Eukaryota, Metazoa, Chordata, Actinopteri, Cypriniformes, Cobitidae.